AUGGCCGCUACACGCGGCGCCCGACAUACCGCGGCACAGGCGGAGUCCUCAGGACUGUUUAAUUUUUUCUCAGGUGAAGGUUAUGAGGAUAACGCCGACUCGAGCACCAUACCAAGGCUGACACAGUUGGCCGCGCUUCCCAGCGCUCAUGACGACAAGGACGAAAUGGAACAUGGACAAGCAGCCGAUAAGAGCAGCAACUUUUACUAUGGUAGCACCGAUUUCUUGCUGCAGCGCCCACCUGACACUCCAGCAAUUACAAGUGGACUUGGCGCAGCUGGACUGGAUGGUCCUUCAGGCUGGGCCAGUGGGAGCACUCCCAGCGAUAGACGAUUCUUACGGUCAUUCACGACCGGGUCAGCUGCGCUGGAACCUGACGCCCGAGCCGGCUUCUUCUCCCUGGGCGUCCGCUCUCCAUCAUAUCACUUCUGCGAGGCUAACCUAGAUCAGCAUUACGUCCAACCUCUCCUUCAGCCCCAAAUUCAUAUGCAGAAAACAACAGAAUCCGCUUGGCCAUCGCAGCGCCAUUCCGAUCCGCCCGCCACACAGCUGCGCGCGCCCUUCACGUCCGCCGGAUUCUGCAACAACGGCGCCGAGGAUGCCGCAGCAGCCGCAGCAUCCUUGUCAGCGCAGGGCCCACCCCCAGCCCACUCGGAAGCCCUCUUACCGUCCUCUUCGCACCACGUCGCCGGAAUCGCCGUCUCCCUCGCAACUGGCUUGGAGUCCAGCGCCGGCUCCGCGGGCUCCACCUCAGCCACCCUCCCGGUCUCCGAUUCCGCGGGGCCCACUGACGCAGCCUGCGCCUUCCCAUCUGGGUCACGGGGACUGCCAGUCGGCCCCGCCUCGGCCGCUGCUGCCUACCCCAUGAGCUGCCCUCAGGGCAACCGACAUGCGUACCUGCCGCCGCCGCAACCGCCGCCACAAUACGCCGAGGUGCACGCAGCGGCAGUCCGCGGCGGGGCCCUCGUAACCGCUGGACCCCAUGGGGCCGCUGGCGCCGUUGUAGGUCGGCAACCUUCUGGAGGUCCGGGGCCCUCCGCUGGUAACCUCUCAGGCCCCGGUGCGUGGCCACGUGCGGGUGCGGCUCAAAACCCUCAACGGGGGGGACCCGAGGCUGGCCUGGCUAGGCUUCCGUCCGCAGGGUAUUAUGACACUGCGGCGCCGGGUGUUAUGCGGCAGUUCAAUGUGGAAUAUGGUGAGGCAGCGGCACCGCUAGCGGGCAGCGGUGCUUUGCCAGCCAUGGACAUGCUGUCGGUCGGACCCAGUGGCGGCAGCCUUCAAGAGCCCGGGGGCGUCGCCGCUGCGGCGGGUCUGGCGGCAGCGCCGUCGCUGGCAUCUGCACAACAACAACAGCAACAACAGCAGCAACAACAACAACAACAACAACAACAACAGCCGGGCUCGAUGGCGGCUGGACCUCCCGCAGGUUGCGGCGCUGGCUCUCCCAUCCACACAACAGCAAUUCAACCCCAACUCCAAUCCCAACCCCACGCAAAUCCACAUGCAGACGGAAACAUCGCCAGGACAGAGGCCAACGGCGGCGGCGCCAUGGCGGCGGAUGGCCGGGUGUCGUACUUGCCGCCGCAACAGCACAUAGGCAUGCCAUGGUUAUCGCCGUCAAAGGCAAGCUACAAAAACGGUGCUACAGCCGCAACUACCGCCGACCUGCCAGGCACGCCAUCACCUAGCUCGGCAUUGUCGCCGUCAUCGUGUAGCAGCGGCCCGCCAGGGCCGUCCUUGGAGCCUGCCGCCAUGCCCUCAAGUCCGUACAUGCCGUACCAUCCGCUUUUGCCACCGCCCCACCUCCGGCAUAGCCAUCACCCGCACCAUUAUCAGCACCGCAUGCACAUGUCCAAGCGCUACGCCUGGACGGAUGCGUACGGAAGGUACGAUCCAGGGUACGCCCCUCCGUACUGGCCUUCGCCGUACUACCACGCCAUACCAGUUUGUCGGACGGCUGCGUGGCAUCCCAACGUGGCGCCGCCAGGGGUUCCUGGGCCCAUGGGGGCCCCGCAUGCGGGCUCACGCCUGCCUGUAGAUCCCGGGGGCGGCGGUGGCGGGUCCGUUAGCACGGCCGGAGGCGGUGGCGGAGGCGCCAUCCAGCGUAUGAGCGCUCCAGGUAUGCGGCCGACGGCGCCUCCCGGCAUGCCGAUGCCGCCUCCCGAAAAGCAACCGCCCUCGCAGCUGCAGCCGCCGGACGGUACGGCUCCCGCCACGCCAGUGGUUGCUCCGGCCGCCAUGUACGAUGCACGGGGUGGCCAUCGCCCCAACAGCGUUCUGUACGGCAGGCCAGUGCAGAUGCCGUUCCCCAAUCCGCCUGUACCGUACCCUGUCGGCAUGCGCGGUGGAGCGCCGCUGCCUCCGCCCCCGCCUGGCGGAGCACGCUUUGUUCGAUCAGCCUCGUUGGACAGCCUGGGCCUUCUGCCGGCACCGGCAGCGAUGUCCAUGCCCAUGCCCAUGCCAGGGUCCGCACUCGACCUCCAUCACCCUCACCCUCACCACCACCACCAGCAGCACCAGCAGCCGCGAGGGAUGUCGGAGGAGUUGUCGGUGCUGGAUCCAUCUGUGGUGGAUCUAGGUCCUCCGUCGCCAUCGCCGCCGAUGCUGGAGAGCCGGGAUUCGGUCAAGCGGCGGCGGCUGACGGCGUCGUGGUCCGUACCGGGACCUCUCAUGUCGAUCCCCUCGGCGCCGCCUGGUCUGACGCAGCCGACGCAGCCCUCACCGCAGCAGAUACAGCAGCAGCUGUCGCUACCAAACGGCCAUGCGCUGCUGGACCGGGUCCGCGGGGAAUCGGCCCCGGCCAAUGGAGCGGCUGCUAUGCCUCCGUCACCGUUUCCGUUCGCGACGCCGUCAGUGCAGCCGGCAGCGGUGGCGACGCAGCUGUCAGCUCAUGGCCUGGAGCCCGGCAACGGCUUUGGACAAGGGCCUGGGACUAUGGGCUCAAACCUGCACCCACCGCCGGCCGCAAGGACGGCAGCGGCGCCGGCGGGGAGUUCCACGUCAGCACAAGCCGUACAUGCUCAUUUGCGUACGGCCGCUACGGGCACCAGCAACGGCAUGGGAGCGUCGGACGGCGCCGUCGGGGCGGCAGGCCUGGGGCCGGCAACAGCAAUGUCGGUAUCGGCGUCGACAUCGGCGUACCACGCUGGCAGCAGUUUCGCUGAGGCGGCGGCGGUGGCGGCGGCUGCGAUGGGCUGUGGCGGGGUGGGGAUGGCCGGCGAUGCCGCUGGUUUCAGCUCCGGAGCCAUGGAGGACGACCAUGUGAAUGCGGCCGAUCUAGAGGAUUCGUUUGAAGCGUUCGCCAUCAAACUGGGCUUUGAUGACCUCGAUGUAUGUAUGUCAGCUGAGGGUGAAGAGCCACCUAACCAACCGCCACACAUACCGCAGCAGGCGGCGGCAACAUCUGCCGCAGCUGUGGCUCCACCGCCGCCGCUGCACGAGACGCCGCCUGUCGUACAGGACCCCCCGGUCGCGGCUGCCAUGUCGGAGCCAGCGCUGCAGUCGUGCUCGGACGGGGUUUACGCUACAGCCGCCGGCGUGCCUUUCCAGGGUACCCUGGAGGGGGGGCCAGCUGCAAGUUCCGCGUCCCAUGGAGGGUCGGCGGCAGCGGCAUCACCGCAACGGCAUCAGCUGAACAGUACGACAUGGCCGUCUUCAGAUGUGGGGUCCCUGGGACAAGGCCAGGGCCUGCAGCACCAUCACCCGCAGCUACCGCCCAGCACAGCCGAAGGAAUACAAGAGCUGAGCACAUCACCACAGCCAGGCCCCCUGCAGUCGUCUUUGCCGCCUACACAGCAGCAGCAGCAGCAGCAGAUGCAAGGGCACGAGUCCCAAGAACAGCAGCAGCAGCAGCCUUCGGGCACAUUGAUGAAGGCCGAACAGGGCGUUGUCAAGUCCGAGCCGCUGCUACUGCCGCCCGCGGCGCUGCUGCUGCCGGCACCGCUACUGCCCACCUCCAUGGUACUGCCGCCGGCGUUGGCCCCCAGCGGCUCCCCGCCGGCACGCACGCGUGUAGCUGCGCCGCGUCGGCUCAACGGCAAUAGCAGCCGUACGAUGAGAUCUCAGUACCAGCUGCUGCAGUUGGGUAACUUGGAUCAGCUUCCGGGCCCCCCGUAUUUGGAAGGCCGCAAGUGUAUCGACCAUGGCGGUGAGAUGGUGAGCCGCAGCGCCUUCGAGCGCGCAGGCGGCAGCAUGAUGGCCAAGUGGUACCGGAGCAUCAAGGUCCUUCCGGAAGGCGUUUCGCUGGGGAAGUGGCUGGUCAGCAACGGCCUACCGGUGCUCAAGGGUAACCCCCGGCGUAGUAAAAAAAGCGGCGGCGGCUCACUUGCGGAUCCGGAGGCGGCUUAA
Messenger RNA from Volvox carteri f. nagariensis, 4347 nucleotides. RefSeq names its product RegA-like protein RlsH (gene rlsH). Lineage: Eukaryota; Viridiplantae; Chlorophyta; Chlorophyceae; Chlamydomonadales; Volvocaceae. The transcript is spliced from 4 exons. Bases 1 to 4347 code for a protein of 1448 amino acids. The record is from RefSeq and is a predicted model, not a curated record.